ACGACAACUGGAUGGAGUUUCAGCAGAGUCUUUUCAGAUCCUGCAUUGCUGGCCUUUCAUGGGAUUAGGCAAUCCCACUAAUAUAUUCAAAGGCACUUGCAAAUGAUGUAACUUAACUCACUAAUAAAAUUUCAGAAAUAGUAAGAGAUUUUUGUCAAAUCUUGAUGUCGUCUUCAAUUUUCAUUGGAGACUAGGUUGGCUUCAAAAUGAUUGAUGUACUUGCCGAUUCUCUCGAUAUUUCAGCCCGUAAGGUUCACUGUAAAGCUUUAUUUGGUCAAGGCCUGCAGGGUAUGUGGAAAUUUUCCCAGUUUUCCUAGCAAAACCUCAGACUUGCAUGAAUUUAAGUGGGCAAUCUUUCUUAGAAGGAGUGUGAUGGGAUUGACGUGCAACUGUGCUAUGGGACCAUUGGUCGUAGGCAUCGGGAGUGUUGCGCCAGCACGAUGCUGUCCACCCACCCCCACCUCCUCUCAAAUGGAGAAUUGGAGAUCUCUGAAAACUCCAUUUGAUGUCAGAUGUCCUGUUCCAAGAAUGGUACUCUGGUUGAUGGAAGAAAAUCAGAUUGUCCAUAAUCCAUUCAUGGAUAGAAUCAUCAAUAUAAGUGAUCAAACUUUUUUUUUUUUGUUUCGUUACAUAAUUCGCAUGAUGAUAUAUUCAGAAAUAUAUGAGCUGAUAACUGGGAUCCUUGUUCACUUGAUUGCAAACUAGUCUACUAGCAGCAUAUUACAAGCUACCUCUAAAUCCUUGGUCUUCUAUGCUUGCAGACACACGACCUGUGGACCUCAUGACUGAAUCUGUAAAAAUGUGCAGGGAGCUAGGCCACCGAUCGAUUCCAUGAUCUGAAGCUAGAAUUCAUCAAGUGAGAGCAGAAUGAAAUGACGGACUUACUGGCCAAGAAGGAACGGAGAGAAUUCCAAGGAAUUAAUAUAACUACGGAUUUUUCAUCAAAUACUCCCGGCAAAUCAUAAAAUUCACCAUUUACCCUCAAUGUUUUUUAUAUUCACCAUAUACCCCCGAGUUUUCAAAAUUGUGCACCAUCUAUCUUUUUUUCUAUGUCAUUCACUACCAAAAAUAUUGAACAUUUUCAUUUUCAACAAAAAAAAAAAGGUAGUACCAAUUUUUGUUCUAGUGUUGAUUAGAUAUUGCUCUGUACUUGCAUUGUUACUGCUAUAAGUUAGUACUAUAAAUAAUCGCCGUAAAAUUGUAGUCUCUAGCUUACAUAAGAUUAUAUCUCUCUCGGCCGAUAUCUAGCCACUAACACUUCAAUGUUGUUGUAUCAAGAGUUACAAGUAAAAAGAAUUUGAAAAUUUUAAUUUGUGAUAAAAAGCGCUGCAACUCUAAUGGUACUACAAAUGUAGUUUAUAAGGAAGUAUUUCAGAAUGUGUAAUAAGUAUUAUGAAAACUUUUAAAUUAUAUGCUUAGUUUUUCUUUCAAUAUGUUCAUAUAGUCACUCACAGUCGUUUUAUCGUCUAAUUUAUUGCA
Messenger RNA from Beta vulgaris subsp. vulgaris (sugar beet), 1479 nucleotides. RefSeq lists its product as uncharacterized. The record is from RefSeq and is a predicted model, not a curated record. The transcript is spliced from 4 exons. The coding region runs from base 214 to 705 and encodes 163 amino acids. NCBI's taxonomy places the organism in Eukaryota, Viridiplantae, Streptophyta, Magnoliopsida, Caryophyllales, Amaranthaceae.